Messenger RNA from Bufo bufo (common toad), 1502 nucleotides. Its product is annotated as gastrula zinc finger protein XlCGF66.1-like. Lineage: Eukaryota; Metazoa; Chordata; Amphibia; Anura; Bufonidae. The coding region runs from base 697 to 1128 and encodes 143 amino acids. Gene Ontology annotation, biological process: regulation of DNA-templated transcription. The transcript has 4 exons. The record is from RefSeq and is a predicted model, not a curated record.
ACAGGAGAGGUGAGAACUGAUUAUCUAUCAUCACUAGAACACCCUGCUUAUCACCUUGCAAACAUCUCCUGAAUCCUCUCUUUCUUAAUGCGGAAAUGGCACAAAUUAUUUUUGUUGCUCUGAUCCAUUCUUGUCUUGAUUGCUGUAACUCAUUACUAAUUGUCUCCACGGCACUAAACUCUGCCCUCUCCAAUCUAUCCUGAAUGCAGCAGCUAGGCUCAUCUAUCUCUCUAACUGCUUUGAUGUCACAGCAACGAAUCCUCCGAGUCACUACCCCAAUGCCUCCACCAUGUGCCAAUCAUUACACUGAUGCCUCCAACUUGAUCCAAUUACUACACAAAUGCCUCCAAUCUGUGCCACUUACGGCACAAAUCAUCGUUUGACAGCAGCACAUUGACAUAUGUAAACUGGAAUGUGCUGCCAAUAAACACUGAAUCUGUAUGGGGCUGAAUGGUUGAAUUGACCAUUUAGUGAUCAGAUAACACAGAGUUUUUGUACUCCACUUCCUGGACCUUAAAUAUCCUACCUCCAUUCACUGCACUGCUCUGAAAGCUCAAUAAGUGCGGUUCUGGAUCUCACUAAUGCUCUUGUCCCUAGAAUGAUUUCCAGCCUCUCCUUUUCUCAUAAAGGCACCUGCAGUACUAGAAGCCUCCAGCUCCUCCAGUUCUCUCCUCUUCUCCUGAAUGACCACCAAGGAUGGACAGGAAGGAGAUCAGCAGAAGAUUAUUAGACUUCACCUUGGAGAUCAUCUACCUGCUGAGCGGAGAGGAUUACACCAUAGUGAAGAAGACAUCGGGGGGGACUCCCAUCAUCCAUGGGUCAGGAGGGUGGAGCAGGACCCCCAUCACUGAGCCUCCCCACCUGAUACAUGAUCAGAAGAUCCUAGAACUCACCCACAAGAUGAUGGAGCUGCUGACUGGAGAGGUUCCUGUAAGGUGUCAGGAUGUGGCGGUCUAUUUUUCCAUGGAGGAGUGGGAGUAUGUAGAAGGAUACAUGUGUCUGUACAAAGACUUUAUAAUGGAGGAUCCACGGCCUCUGACAUCACCAGGUCGCACAAGUGUCAUGAAGAAAGAGCCAGACGCCCGUCCUCGACUGAUGACAGCAUUGACGGUGCACAGAUUCUGUUAGGUAGAUGAGUGACAGUGGAUUAUGUGAAGGUGAAGACAGCAGUGCAUAUGUGGCUCACAGCUCAGCCUAAAACAUUUUUAAUGAGGAAAUUUGAAAGCUUGUUGACAGAUGGACAAAGUGAAUCGAAAAGUAGGGAGAUUAUGUUAAGAAAGGAUGUGCUGAAGUGCCUUUGUAGAGUUAGUUUUGUGUGAAUUUGUGUAAGUCCUGAAAGAGGUUAAAUGCUUUCCUGGUAUGUUGUACAAACGACAGGCCCCUCUCUAGAAGUGAUUGCUUGCAAGUAUUGAGCUUUUAUGAUGUUUUUGACUGAAAAGAGUUGUUGAGUACCUGUGGUUGAUGAUGGUCUUCAUGGUUGGUUCCCUCUCUUGUAAUUUCCU